AAUGUCAGCGACGGAAAGUGAUCGGCCGCUGAUUGGUCAAAGCGGGGUCACGUGACCAUUUCCCAAGCGGAGUUUCCACGACAGCUGGAAGCCGAGCGGCGCGGCGCAUCGUUUCUUUGACGAAUUAUCAGAAAUAACAAGACUUGCGCUCCUUUUAGCGCCUCCACGUACACCCCGGAGUGGCAUGGGCGACAAGAGAAGUCCCACAAGGCCGAAGCGUCAACCGAAGCCCUCUUCCGACGAGGGAUUCUGGGACUGCAGCGUGUGCACGUACAAGAACACAGCAGAGGCUUUUAAGUGCAUGAUGUGUGAUGUCAGGAAAGGGACAUCAACAAGGAAGCCUCGUCCCGUCUCCCAGCUCGUCUCACAGCAGCAGGUAACGCAGCAGUUUGUUUUGCCCUCUCAGCCCAAGAAAGAGAAGAAGGAGCGAGUAGAGAGGGAGAGGGGCGACAGAGAACCGACCCUCAAGAAGAACAGUCACAAGAAGAUGAGGCCAAGAUUAAAAAACAUUGACCGGAGCAGCGCCCAGCACCUGGAGGUGACGGUCGGUGACCUGACGGUCAUCAUAACGGACUUUAAGGAGAAGGCCAAGCCCUCGUCCAUGUCGGCAACAUCAUCCAGCGCCGCAUCAGCAGCUGAGCACCACAGCCAGAACGGCUCUGGGUCCGAAAACACAGAGAAGGGGCUUUCUCGCUCGUCCUCGCCCCGAGGAGAGGGGAGCUCAGUCAACGGAGAGACCCACUGAGCCCCCCCCACAACAGCAACAACAACCUAAAUCUCACCUGCACUCUGAAGUGCACCGACAAGCGGAGGAGCCUCGACUGUAGAGCUGCACAAUAAUCUUUGUUUGCUUUCUUGGGGAAUUUCAGUGUGUUGCAGUUUCAUCUCCAAGAAGAAUGGUGACCAAUUUCAACUGAUUUUUUUUCCUGAGGCCAGAGAAUAAGCUGCCACCUGAUGAGAUCUGGACACUUUAAUCAAUUGG
This is a messenger RNA of Thalassophryne amazonica, 982 nucleotides long. It is a transcript of the gene yaf2, whose product is annotated as YY1 associated factor 2. NCBI's taxonomy places the organism in Eukaryota, Metazoa, Chordata, Actinopteri, Batrachoidiformes, Batrachoididae. The record is from RefSeq and is a predicted model, not a curated record. Bases 185 to 745 code for a protein of 186 amino acids. Gene Ontology annotation, molecular function: DNA binding; transcription coregulator activity. Gene Ontology annotation, cellular component: nucleus. Gene Ontology annotation, biological process: positive regulation of DNA-templated transcription. The transcript has 4 exons.